This is a messenger RNA of Chara braunii, 1042 nucleotides long. NCBI's taxonomy places the organism in Eukaryota, Viridiplantae, Streptophyta, Charophyceae, Charales, Characeae. The record is from the annotation of a GenBank genome assembly.
GAUGGACAAUUGUGGAAAUGGCGAGAGGAGCGGAUUGUGGAUGUGUUGAAGAUAGGCUGCGAUAGGAGGAGGAAGGAGAUGGGAGCGGGAUGUGGGCGAGAAUGUCGUCGUCAAAAGGAAUUUGGGAUAAAGUCGACGCAGCGAGAAGAGUUGCAGUCGCCGUUGCAGCCAUUGUGGUAGAAUCGAAAGAUGAAGUCGCAGCCAUCGUGGUAGAUUUGAGAGAUGAAGUAGUCGAUGCAGCGAGAAGAGGUGUACUUGUUGUUGCAGGCAGCGUUGCAGAUUCGAGAGAUGAAAUUGUUGAUGUGGUGGGAAGUGUCGAUGUAGAGGGACUUGGCUUUGUAGUUGUAGUCGCAGUCGCAGACGUUGAUGUUGAGGUACUCAUCAUUGCCGUCGUCGAUGUAGUGAGAAGAGUUGCACUCGUUGUUGCAGGCAGUGUUGCAGAUUCGAGAGAUGAAAUCGUCGACGUGGCGGCAAGCGAUGAUGUUGAGGCACUUGUCUUUGUAGUCGAUGUUGCAGUCGUAGUCGCUGAUGGUGAGGCACUUGUCUUCGUAGUUGUAGCAGAAGAGGUUGCGGCGGCAGUUGACGGCGUCGCGAUUGUUGUGUUUGUAGUCGUUAUUGCAAGCAUUGGUGUUGAUAUCGAAGACGAACUUGUUGAGGACGACAAUUUGGACGAUGCUUUCGGUUUCUUGUGCGGCGGCUUGUCUUCAUGGGCAUCUGCAAGCCAGGCAGGAGCAAAUGGAAAGCGAGGAGAGCAGGGGGAAGGCGAGGAGCUGGUGAAGAUCAAUGCCAGCAUGUUUGAUAGAUUGGUCUUGGGACUUGUUGAUAGUGAUCGCGAAGGCCGGAGGAAUGGGGAACUGGCGUCUUUGCCACGGGAAAGGGGACGUGAUGUCGGUGACCGAGAGCAAGAUGCGCGGGAGGAGGACCGGCCAAAGGGAUGGCAGGAUGCGACCGUGAAGAAGUCUAUCAUUUGUGACAGAGUCAACAAUUAGCCGUGUUCUGUUGCAAAGGCCGUUUCUCAUUGCGAUAUUUCGCAGGAGAAUGA